Messenger RNA from Colletotrichum godetiae, 1221 nucleotides. RefSeq names its product permease for cytosine/purines, uracil, thiamine, allantoin-domain-containing protein. The coding region runs from base 1 to 1221 and encodes 406 amino acids. Gene Ontology annotation, cellular component: plasma membrane. Gene Ontology annotation, biological process: nucleobase transport; transmembrane transport. The transcript is spliced from 7 exons. The record is from RefSeq and is a predicted model, not a curated record. Gene Ontology annotation, molecular function: nucleobase transmembrane transporter activity. NCBI's taxonomy places the organism in Eukaryota, Fungi, Ascomycota, Sordariomycetes, Glomerellales, Glomerellaceae.
AUGUUCACAGGAUCUUUCAAUGUCGGAGGUUGGACGACAGGUUCUUCUUUGAUCUCCCUGGGACUCAACGUCUGGCAAUCGAUGAUUGCAAUCGUCAUCGCACACACCUUUGUCGGGUUUGCUAUCCGAGUCUUCUUAUCCUUUGUAUGGACAGCCACCAACACGUGGUAUGGAAGCCAAUGCUUGAGGGUCCUCUUGACCUGCAUCUGGCCAUCGUACCUCAAUUUGGAUUCUGAGCUUGCGGACGGUACGAUAAAAGUCUAUGACCUCAUCUCAUUCGUUCUGUACUUCCUGCUCUGUCUACCACUGAUCUGGUUCAGCCCAGAGAACUAUCGCAAGCCGUUCCUCUUCGCCUCGACGACGGUGGCGACGACCGUUCUUGUGCUGUUGAUCUGGUGUACCACUCGCGCCGGAGGUGGAGGUGCCCUUCUUGCAGAUGUGCGCAAAGUCUCUGGUAUCGAGCCUGCACAAGGGGGGGACUUGGGCUGGGCUUUCGUAGCCGCGGUCACGGCAAACAUUGGAGGUAUCGCCACGCAUAUGUGGUCUCAGCCCGACUACACCCGCUAUGCGCGGAAGCCAGGGGACCAGGUCCUCGCUCAGCUUAUUAUGGUGCCCCUAGGAACCAUCAUCGUGGCCUGUAUCGGGAUAAUCUGCACGUCUUCCAAUUCCGGCGCUCGCGCUGGGGUCGCAUUUGCCACUAUCGCUUUCAUGUUGUCGCAAUUUGGCAUGGUGAUCGCCUCCAACUGUGUAGUCGCGGGUAUCGGUCUAGCCGCGCUGCUACCGCGAUGGUUUACGAUCCGCCGAGGGGGCUACUUUACCAUCGUCUUCGUCUUCGUCAUACAGCCCUGGUCGCUACUUAACAGCGCCAGCAAUUUUUUAACCGUGGUCGGCAGCUUCAACCGGACCAUCAAGCUCACCGACCUGUACGGUGACUCACCCGCCAGCAUCUACUGGUACACCAAAGGUUGGAACCUGCGGGCGGCCGUUUCUUGGAGAGCUAUGGCACCUAGCGAGUUGCCCUGGUUUGUGGGUUGUCUCGUAUCGGGGUCGAUAUAUCUCGCAUUCGACCGUAUCUGGUCCAUACCUGAGAAGCAGGCAGUGGACGAAUUGGAUUACUUUGGCACCUUUGGAGAUGCGCCCGUGGCUGAGCUGGACGCAAGCUCGAUAUCAGAGGCUGUGGGAGAAAAGUCGCGCGUGGGGCAAAAGGUCCAGAUUGUCUGA